This is a messenger RNA of Octopus bimaculoides (California two-spot octopus), 3325 nucleotides long. RefSeq lists its product as uncharacterized. The record is from RefSeq and is a predicted model, not a curated record. Lineage: Eukaryota; Metazoa; Mollusca; Cephalopoda; Octopoda; Octopodidae.
GUAUUUAUUAGGAAUAAUCUGUAGGACAAGAACAAAAACUGUAUCCACAUAUGUUGUGUUGAUUGAAGUAAGAUAAUGGACAAAUUGAUUAUUUAAGAUAGUUGAAGAAUAUAUUUUUAUUCUGAAGAGAUGUCACAAAAGAAACCACAAUCAACAUAUCACUGUGAUAUCUGUGAAAAGUCUUUCACUCAGAAAUGUCAUCUAACCACUCACAUGCGCAUUCAUACAGGAGAGAAGCCAUUUUACUGUGAUAUUUGUGGUAGAUCAUUCCCUCAAAAUAGCUAUUUAGCUGUUCACAAACGUAUUCAUACAGGGGAGAAGCCAUUUCACUGUGAUAUCUGUGGUAAAUCUUUCACUCAGGCAGCCACCUUAACUGUACACAAGCGUAUUCAUACAGGGGAAAAGCCAUUUUGCUGUGAUAUUUGUGGUAAAUCAUUCUCUCAAGGAUCUACCUUCACUGUACACAAACGUAUUCAUACAGGGGAGAAGCCAUUUCACUGUGAUAUCUGUGGUAAAUCAUUCUCUCAGGGAAAUGCCUUAAGAGUACACAAAUGUAUUCAUACAGGGGAGAAGCCAUUUCACUGUGAUAUCUGUGGUAAAUCAUUCUCUCAGCUACAUGCCUUAACAGUACACAAGCGCAUUCAUACAGGGGAGAAGCCAUUUCAUUGUGAUGUUUGUGGUAAUUCAUUCUCUGAAAGUAGCUAUUUAACAAUACACAAACGUAUUCACACAGGAGAGAGGCCAUUUAACUGUGGUAUUUGUGGUAAAUCAUUCUCUUUUAAUUGUCUCUUCAUUAAGCAUCAUCGUAUUCAUACAGGAGAAAAACCAUUUCACUGUGAUAUCUGUGGGAAAUCAUUCUCCGUAAAUAGCGGCUUAACUACUCACAAACGUAUUCACACAGGAGAGAAGCCAUUUGAGUGUGGUAUUUGUGGUAAAUCAUUCUCUGCAUGCAGUAGCUUAACUACUCACAAGCGUAUUCAUACAGGAGAGAAUCCAUUUCACUGUGAUAUCUGUGGGAGAUCAUUCUCCAUAUUUAGCAACUUAACUACUCACAAACGUAUUCACACAGGAGAGAAGCCAUUUGAGUGUGAUAUCUGUGGUAAAUCAUUCUCUACAAGCAGUAAUUUAACUACUCACAAGCGUAUUCAUACAAGGGGAAAAGCCAUUUAACUGUGAUAUCUGUGGUAGGUCAUUCUCUCAAAACAGUAAUUUAACUAAAGAUUCUUUUCACAAACUAAACAAGUAAAUAAUAUGCCCACACCUAUGAACAUGAGUAAAAACAUAUCUAAUGAAACACCUCAACCAAAAUACAAAGUUCACCAGAGAAAAGAUAUUAAUAAUAGUAAAACUAAUUAGACAAAAAUUAAUCAGGACAGCAAACAUUGGAGAAAGGAGAAGUCCAAGAAGAAACAACUGAUAGGAUAUACAUGGAAAUUAUUAAUGUGUCAAAAAGAAAUAUAGACAGUGAGAAAUUGCAAUUAUUGAUGAAAGGAUUAAAAUUCACACCUACGCCUACAGUCAACCAUCAGGAAUUGGAGGAAGAUAUCUAAGACUUUGAUUGGAAACUACCUCUUUUACUUGUUUCAGUCUUUUGACUGUGGCCAUGCUGGAGCACCGCCUUUAGUCGAGCAAAUCGACCCCAGGACUUAUUCUUUGGAAGCCUAGUACUUAUUCUAUCGGUCUCUUUUGCCGAACCGCUAAGUUACGGGGGCAUAAACACACCAGCAUCGGUUGUCAAGCAAUGUUGGGGGGACAAACACAUACACACACACAUAUAUAUAUACAUAUAUACGACAGACUUCUUUCAGUUUCCGUCUACUAAAUCCACUCACAAGGCUUUGGUCGGUCCAAGGCUAUAGUAGAAGACACUUGCCCAAGAUGCCACGCAGUGGGACUGAACCCGGGACCAUGUGGCUGGUAAGCAAGCUACUUACCACACAGCCACUCCUACGCCUAUAAAGUAUUGGAUGCUUACAGCACCUAGGUUUCCCAAGCGGUCACCCAUCUAAGUACUCACUAGGCUCGACAUUGCUUAACUUCGGUGAUCGGACGAGAACCGGUGCUCUCAGCAUGAUAUGGCCGUGUAGUUUUUUACUAAUAAAAAUAAUGAGAAUGAUGAAUCCUUGGAGAAAAAUAAAUCAAAAUUUAACCCACCAAAAGGACAAAAUACACAUCAUUGAUAUCCUCCUCAGUUUUUUUCCACUGGGGCGAAACAUCAACGUCAGACCGAACAUUUCAAAACUAGAAAUGUCUAUCUUUAUACGUCUUGAAAAUGACAACACAUUUGUCAUCAAAGAAGUGAAUAAAGGGGAUGUCAUUGUCAUAAUGGAUACGGAAUAUUACUGGGAUCUAGCUGAAGAUCAUUUGAACGUUCUACCGUGAAAUGCCCUCAAGUAUUGACCACAGCAUCAAGAAGAAACUCAAUUAUUUAGUCUUAAAACAUUGUAACUUCCUCACUUCUAACGAAAGGGACUAUAUUACCAAUUUUGAGUCGAGAUCCAGCAACUUGUAUGGCUUACCUAAAAUACACAAGUCAAAAGAAAUACGAAAUGCUAUAAAGGAACAAGGUUGUGAAUACAUAAAACUACUAUGACCAAAAGACCUUAAACUAUUAUAGCUGGUCCAGCCUGUCUUCUACAUAGUCUGAGCAACCUCAUUGACAAUAUCCUAAAACCAGUGUAGUUUACAUUCCUAGUUUCAUAUCGAUUUCCUGACACAUCUGCCCAAAACAACAGAAUCCAAUCCACUGUUAGUUUUGACGUAACAAACUUAUAUAUGAACAUUCCACAUGAUUUGUGAAUUACUGUCAUAAAACAUUGGGUCAAGAAACAUAGAGAAGUGAUCCCCUGUAGAUUUAUUGUAACCUUCAUCUUAGACGCAGUCAGCCUCAGCAUCGAAAACAAUAUAUUCCUUUUCAACGGAAAAAAACUACCUCCAAAUUCAAGGCAUAGCUAUGGGGACGUGAUAUGCUCCAGUUUUCAUGAACUCAGUACUGGGAUACUUGGAACAAAACCUAUAUAAAAAAAAUUGAAGAGAACUAUGGCAUGAUCUUUAGAAGACAUGUAAAGGACACAUAGAAAAGAUACCUUGAUGAUUGUUUCCUAAAUUGGACCAAAUGGAAAAACUUAGGUUUUGUGAAUUUUCCCAAGUCCUCUACCCACCCCCUUGGAAAAGAUUUUCCCCACAAAUUUCUUUAUAAUUGUAUUUUAUGCCAUUUGAAAGGUAUUUCUAUAACAUUUCAAUGAAAACACCCCAUUUUCCUAAAAGUUAUAAGGGAAAAACUCAGAUCUUGUGAAUUUUCCAAAGUCCUCUCCCCACCCUCCCG